GGGAUGAUGUUGUGCACAUGCGCGUUGUGUGGAUGUUACCGGAGCGCGAGAGGUAGGAGUGAAGGGAGUCCUAAUGGCGGAGAACGUUCGGUCGCCUUUUGACUACCGGGAGCCACCGACCCUCGACAGCGACGGGGAUGGGAGCAAACCGCCGCCGCCACGGGGGCGAGUGUGUGGGAGAAAAAGGAAGGGGACACCUGUGAAGGUGUGUGACCGAGCGUAUGUAACAGAAGAUGAGGAGGAGGAGAGCAUGUCAGAACACAGCUACAGCCCUGGCGAUGGCCAGUAUCCAGAGGGUUCAGAAGACCGCCUCCCUCCACCUGGCAGUCCCUACUACCUGCCCGAUCCCACUCAGCUCUGUGUGCCAGAGUUGGGGGAGGAGGGAGCGAGCGGUGUUCGAGGACCUGUCCUCUUCCAUCCGCCGCCCAACUGCCGGAUUCGAGAAGUCCACUGUGGGACCCAGGUGCGGCUGGUUGUCAUAGCAAUCCGAGACAUCGCCAAAGGGGAGGAGAUCACAGUGGACUACAGCCUGACGGACUGGGGCGAGAAUGCAAUGGAGGAAGAGGCCGGCCCCCACCCGCUGUCCCUCUCUGUUUCCGACUACCUUACCCCCUCCUGGUCAUUAUCCCCCUCAUCCUCCCCACUCACCCACUCUGAGCCCAGUGACUCAGACCGCGAGGAGGACGAAGAGGAGGAAGACGACGACGAUGACGACGACGACGAAGAAGAGGAACUUGAGGAGAUAAGGGGCCGGAUGCUUCGCCGCCGCAAGAAGCGCAAGCUGCCCGCGGCCGCUGUCGAUACGAAGAAGAAGAGCUCGCCCACCUCCUCCAGAGGACCUGGUCGCCCCUGCUCAUCCUUUUCCCACCCGGCACCUGUCGCAACCCCCGCCAGAUCCCAGCCCCCAGUCAGCGCCCUGACACCCCCGACCACCAACAUCAACAACAAUAUUAACAUAAACAUUGGCAGCUCCAGCGACGCCACAGUGAGCCGGCGGCAGCACUGCCCGUACUGCGGCCGCCACUAUCGCUCUCUGGCGCGCCACCUGGAGAAGCACCACGCCAACCAGCCAGACGUCAGGACAGCCAUGGAGCUGGCACACAUGCACAGCUCUUCAAAUGGCAGCGCCUCACACCCUCACCCCUCAUCGUCCUCCACCUCCACCUCCGCCUCCGCCACUCACAGCCAUUCCUUCGCUGUCCCUCAGCCCUCGGCCUCCAACCCCGCUCCCCCCCCCCUCUUCUCCAGGGAGAGGGAAUCGCCAGCUACGCGCUCAAGCACAGGCGGCGUCUCGUUCUCCCUCUCGCUUACGCCGCCACCUUCCACUCAGCCUGCAGCCGCCAAGAAGGGGCCUAGCUUACCACUGCCCGGCACAAAACGUCCCGCAUCCUCGAUGGCGUCACGAGUUAAGAGUCCAUCACCACCUCCCCCAACGACUCCCAGAAGGGGUCGGAGGAUGAAGAGAGAAAAGCACGAAGAGCCGCAAAAGGUGGAGGUGGAGAGCUCGAAAAGUCAAGAGGAGCUGGUUCCACCUCCUACUCCAGAGCCAGACGUAGAUCCAGAUGAAGAUCUAGAGCUGAGUGGAGACGGAGAAGAAGACGCACCAGAAGAGAAGAAUGGAGAGAUUGUAAGCACACAGAGACAUCACAUGUCUCCGCUGCUCUCUUCCCUCUCCUGUUUGGUCAUCUACCUGCGCCGCCAGCAGCACUCCUCUUUCCUUUCUCUAACCCGUUCUCCACACUCUGCCGAGGCCUGGCGCCUUCUCUGCCACUCCAGCCUCUCCCUGCUCAUCCUCUACAACCGCCACCGGGAAUGUGAGGUGGCCAAGCUCACUAUCCAGGACUACCGCAACCGUACCACCCCCCUGGCCAGCUCUAGCACCACCCCACCCAUCGGCAUGGAAGCCCUCCUGUCCCCCUUUGAGCGCCAGGUCCUCUGUAACCUUCCGCGGGCUAGUGUUCUGGGCAAGCGCGGUCGCAUCCAGCCACUUAUUCUCCCGCCACACUGCGAGUCCUGCUUGGACCUUCUCCUUCAAACCAGCCCCAAUGUGGGCGUGGACCCAGAGAGCCCCUAUGUCUUCUCCCGGCCCUACCACUCUCCCGCCACACCGCUACGGGGCACGGACCUUCUGAGAAACCUGGCACGAUCCAGUGGGGCCAAGAAUCCCGGUGCACUGACAGCAACGCGUGUGCGGCGGCAGGUAGCAAUACUAACUCAACUGCUACUAUUAGAGGAGGAAGAGGGCCAGGGUGCAGCCACCAAACUGCUGGAGAGCUUCCUGGAGCGAGAGUACCACGUGACCCAGAACUGCUCAACUAUCAUACGGGAUCCAGCACUGAUGGGUCGUGUGGGUCGUGUUGUCCUUUAUGGAGAGAGGGAGGGAGUGCUUUUCCGAGGGAUGAGCCUGCAGCACAUCUGCCUCGAGUUGGAUGUAUUGUCUGGCAACUCGGCAGACUCCUUCUCAGAAGAUUCAGAGGCAGAGGAAGAAAAGGAAGAAGUUAAGGAGAAAGCUGAGGUGAUGGUGAAGAAGAAGGGACCAGGGCGACCGCCACGGAAGAAGAGAGCACCCAAUCCCUCUCCAGUCACCCCAACAAUAGCCAAUGUUCAUAAGAGACGAUGCAUUCCACCCAAAUCAGGGAAGCGUGGCGUGCUAAAGCGUCCCUGGUCAGAGGCCGAGCGUGUAGCAGUGGAGACUCACCUAAAGAGAAACCUUGUGGAGCUGCGAGUCCCCGCGAAGGCGGACUGCGAGCGCUGCCUCGAACUCUGCCCCCUGCUGGUGAGCAACCAGCGAGACUGGAGGGCCAUCAAGUUUUACGUCCACAACCGCAUCCAGCUGCUGAAGAAGCAGGGGAGGAGGGAAAGCGCUGCUGCGGUCUGCUAGGGCAAAACACAAGACACGGCAGAGGACACAUACCAUAAUGUAUAAACCACCAGCAAUCACAACGAAGGGAAAGGUGGAGUGCUUUCUUUUCUUUUUCGGUGCAGUACCUGAAGUUGCCCAGUCUCAUCACCCUGGUCAUAAGUGAGUAGUGUAAUAAAACUGACUAAACUAAGAAAACAGAUGCUCCAGUUUAGGAUCAUUCAGUGUUGGGGACGCCCAGUGUCUGUUCCAGAUGUUCUUUUUAAGCGGUUGGACAAGAUGUACGUGAAAGUGUGAAUACGAGUUCAAACACGUUUUCUUUUUUUAAAGAUUUAUUUUUUAUGUCAUCCUUACUUUUAUGAAAUAGUUGACAGUGGAGAGCAGCAGGAGAUAUAAGAGGGAGAGAGAAGUGGACAUGCAACAAAUGUCCCUGGAGUAACGCCAGUCCACAAGGUUGGUAUGUGCUUUAAACCACCAGGACACUUUACAGCGAAUAGUCCUUGGUCUGCUUCCACUGAAGGCUGAUGACCAAACAUGAAUGUGUAAAGCUUUGGAAGAAGAAACCAACGGUUCUGAUCUUUAAAAAACAUCCCCACAAGUAGACUAUCUAUGUACGUAUGUAUGAACUUGUAUAGUUACUGUUUGAUAUUGACUGACAUUGCGCCCCCCAACCCACGGCGCCCAACUGACGAGCGUAUUAAUAAGUAUUCCUCAAAGUCUUGGACCGUGAUGCACCUGUGAAGUGGUUCUUGCAUACCUCUUCUACCAUGGUCAUAGUCGAGACUGUUCUGUAUCAAGGCACGCCUACUUGAAUUUACCGCGUAUCAGAAUUUAAAAAAAAUAUAUUUCAGAAUCAACCUAUGGUCUUAUCCACAAUGUAAAUACUUCCUAAUCUAUGGAAAAAUAUACAGUAGUGAUGGCAAAGUUAGUAUUGUGUUAUUGUGUAUAUACUGUGUAAAUACUACCUGUACUUAUUAAAGUGUAUGACAUUUUGCUGUGUUUUCUUAAAUUGGAUUGUAAAGUGAGUUUUACAUUGUGGAUGCAGAGUGAAACAAAGAAAAUAGAAGUAACAAAUAAACACAAGAACCCAU
This is a messenger RNA of Sebastes umbrosus (honeycomb rockfish), 3951 nucleotides long. RefSeq lists its product as uncharacterized. The transcript is spliced from 8 exons. Gene Ontology annotation, molecular function: protein binding. Bases 74 to 2881 code for a protein of 935 amino acids. The record is from RefSeq and is a predicted model, not a curated record. Lineage: Eukaryota; Metazoa; Chordata; Actinopteri; Perciformes; Sebastidae.